This is a messenger RNA of Vanrija pseudolonga, 633 nucleotides long. RefSeq lists its product as uncharacterized. Lineage: Eukaryota; Fungi; Basidiomycota; Tremellomycetes; Trichosporonales; Trichosporonaceae. The transcript has 2 exons. The record is from RefSeq and is a predicted model, not a curated record. Bases 1 to 633 code for a protein of 210 amino acids.
AUGGCCAGCAACAACGCCGCCCCCCUCGCACCCAGAGUGACCAUCGACCACCUCUACUUCCCCGAGAUCAUGGACGCCAUCUUCACCGCCGCCGAUACUGGCGCCCUCGUCGCUCUCCGCGGUGCGAGUCGCGAGUUCCGCGACCGCGUCGACCCGCAACUCUUUGCACACAUUCGAGUCUCGUCCCUCAAGGAAGACCCACCGUCGUUGGUCAACUGGCGUACGCUCGUCUUGUACGGCAACAAUGGCGACAAGCUGCCUGUGCCGCCAAUGGUGCGCAUCAAGUCAAAUCCAGAGCAGACCGUGAUCUGCGUCGGUCUGGCCGAGGCGUUUCUGCGCACAGCUCAAGGCCUCGCGGCAGCCCUUGGUACACCCUCGAGCGAGCUGCCUGAAGUCGAGGACGUCCUGCUACCCGAGUUCUGGCUUGGCUACUCCUGCACGCCCGCUCAGCAGGCACGCGACCGGACCCACCUGGCAGGCAUCAUCGAGACACUUGGCCGCUUCAAGGUUGUCUGCAAGACACUCGAUCAGUACAAGGCGACUCUCACACCCGCCCAAGAAGCAGCCGAGCUCGUGCCGAACCGCUCUAUCCUCAAGGUGCUUCAAGGCCGUCCAGGCGGUGCUGGAAGCUAG